Molecule: messenger RNA, 2458 nt
Organism: Haliotis rubra (blacklip abalone)
Lineage: Eukaryota; Metazoa; Mollusca; Gastropoda; Lepetellida; Haliotidae
Product: vacuolar protein sorting-associated protein 16 homolog
Exons: 21
Coding region: 146-2458 (770 amino acids)
Biological process (GO): intracellular protein transport; vacuole fusion, non-autophagic; endosomal transport
Cellular component (GO): cytoplasm; lysosomal membrane; HOPS complex
Molecular function (GO): actin binding
Source: RefSeq, a predicted model, not a curated record
CCUCUCUCGCCCACCAGAGGAUGGAAUUCCGCUGCUAUAAAUAAAAUACGGAAACCUCCCCUGCAGGUACUCGGAACUCUCCAGUCUCAGACGAUUGGAGGCGUGUUCUUUAUCGAAAGGGAGGUAACUCUGAUAUCCAGGAAAUAUGGCUACUGCCGAUUGGAGUCCUCUUGGUACUAUAUAUUACAGAAAAUGCGAGUUAUACUCUAUGGAGUGGAGUGGUCUGGUGGACCUGUCAAAAUGUACAGUGGCUGCAGCACCAUACGGCGGACCCAUAGCCCUUAUGAGGGAUGAGAGCAAGUCUGGCAGGGUGACAACAAACGUGAAACCUAUCAUCAGUGUUUACAAUACUGCAGGGAAACUUCUCAGUCAACUCAGGUGGAACAGUGGCCAUGUGAUACAGAUUGGAUGGACAGUGACGGAGGAGUUGCUGUGCGUGCAGGACGAUGGAGUCGUGUUGGUGUAUGACAUCUUCCUCAACUUCAAGAGGACAUUUGGGAUGGGACAGGAAGCAAAGGAUGUGAAACUCUUAGACUGCAAAAUAUUCAACAGCUUCCAAGGCACUGGAAUUGCUGUCAUGACAACAGCAUUCAGAAUAUUCCUCAUCACCAAUGCUGAAGACCCCCGUGUCAGGAAGCUGGCUGAAGUCCCAGGCCUGAACUCUCUUCCCAGUAGCUGGACCAUUAUCAACAUAGAGCGGAAGUCUCUAGCCCUGGUUGCCAAGAACGACCAACUCUUCCUUGUAGAUCAUGGAGGACAAUAUCAAGAGCAGUCACCGGAGGUUGAGUCUGAGGUAGAGGCAUAUGUUGCCAUGGCACUAUCCUUCAACAACAAGUACCUGGCUCUUUUCACACAGACUGGGAUGAUAUGGAUCGGCUCUUCAGACUUACAGAAGUGUUAUUGUGAAUUCAACACUAAGUCAAAGUCUCCGCCAAAUCAACUUGCCUGGUGUGGCAAUGGUGCCGUGGUAGCGAUGUGGGACAAGCUGAUGGUCGUGGUCGGUCCAGACAAAGACUGGAUCAAAUACAACUUUGACAGCCCAGUCUCUCUAGUACAAGAGGAAGAUGGACUGAGGAUAUUCGGGGAUGAUGUUCAUGAGUUUCUCCAGAAAGUACCAGCUGUGACUGAGCAGAUCUUCAAGAUUGGAUCCAUGGAGCCAGGAGCCAUGUUGUUUGAAGCAUCUAGGGAGUUCCAGAAACGCAGCCAGAAAGCGGAUGAGUAUGUGAGGAUGAUCAAGGACAAACUGGACAUUGCAGUGGACCAGUGUAUUGAGGCGGCCGGGAAUGAGAUCGAACCAAAUAAACAGAGAUUACUGCUGAGGGCUGCUUCAUUUGGUAAAUGCUUCUUGACAGACUACCGACCAGAGGCAUUUGUGAACAUGUGUCAGAUGCUGCGGGUGUUGAACCAAGUCCGACAUCAUUCUGUUGGUAUUCCACUUACAUACUUACAACUGGAGCACCUGUCCAUGCCGGUGCUGAUCGAUCGACUAGUUCUCCGGAAGUUCUUCUGCCUAGCUAUCAAGAUAUGUCAGUAUCUGAAGAUUCCAGAUGCAGAGGGUACCAGCCGAAUCCUGGCACACUGGGCUUGCUACAAGGUACAGCAGAAGCACGAGGAGGAGGACACCCUGGCUAAAGCCAUCUCCCAGAAGCUGCUGGAUGUUCCAGGGGUGUCCUUCUCAGAGAUUGCCAGCCAGGCUCUGGACCAGGGCAGGAAGCAGCUUGCCAUCAAGCUGCUGGAGUACGAGCCAAAGGCAUCGGAGCAGGUUCCUCUGUUGCUCAAGAUGGACCAGGAUCAUACAGCCCUUGCUAAGGCCAUUGACAGUGGAGAUAGUGAUUUAGUGUAUACGGUGCUGUUACGACUCAAGGAGAAGCUUCAGAGCAGUGGAGACUUCCUCAUGACGAUCCGAACCAUGCCUAUUGCCUACUCCCUCUACAUACAGUUCUGCAAGCAGCAGAACCCCAAGCUGGUGGAGGACCUGUACUACCAGGAGGACAACUUCCUGGACAACGGCAACUGCAAGGUCGUCAGGAGCUUCCAGGAGGAGAUGCUGGAUGACCGGCUGAAGCGACUGGAGGAUGCCCAGAACUGCUACAGCAGGGCCAAGAAUGACUUUGCUGCCAAGCAAACAGAGGACCAGAUCAAGCUGCUCAAGUUUCAGCGUCGCCUGGAGGAGGAACACAACAAGCCGUAUGUAGACUUGUCCCUCCACCAGACCAUCUACAAGUUGACGGUAGAGCAGAUCAACAAACCUGCAGAGCAGCUACGCAAGGAGUUCAAGGUUCCAGAAAAACGGUACUGGCUACUGCGUAUCAAUGCUCUGGCAGAAGCUGGAGAUUGGGGUGAGCUGGAGAAGUUCUCACGGACAAAGAAGCCACCUGUUGGUAUGGAGGUGAGUCACAGGCUUUGUAACAUGAUCAUGUUCAUCUUGGCAUACCCCCUGAGGGAGGACCCAGCUUGA